AUGUUUAUCCGCGCUGUUGUACCUCGUCUGGCGACGCUGCUUGUCCUUGCGGCCACGACCCUGGCCAAGGUCAAUUAUGAAGACUGUGUGCUAACGGACAGCCAAAGUGCCACCAUGGCGGACGCUGCCUCCCAACUUUUGGGUUGUUUGUCCCAGAACUGGCAGGCACUGUGGAAUAACCUCUCAACCAACUGCCAAGCAGUCCCCGUCUACAAACAACUUCAGGAUGAGUUUAUCUCCGGCUCCGACAAGGCGUGCCAAUCCAAUGCGGACGUGGUUGAUCAUUUCCGGCGCAUCCUCGAUCUGUGGGGAGUGACCCUCAGCUGCCAACGUCAGAACGUGACCCGGGCUGUCAUGAUCGCGGUCCUCGUCAUUGCCAUCUGUGUGCCCAUCAGCUUUUACGUCGUGGUCUAUUUCUAUCAGACGCGCACAAAGCCCGAACGGCAUCAAAAAAAGCCAGGAGCACAAUCAGAAACCAAGCCGUUGUUGUUCAAGGCAAAACGAGAUGAACACGUCGCAGACGUUCUUCGUAACGGUGGGAAAAUCAUUGAGCCAGAGUCUUUCCGCCGCAGUGCCAGCAGUGGCUCCAUCAAGUCCACCUUGAGUCUGCCGCCCAUGUUUGUGGACCACUCCGAUCCUAAAAAGCUCCGCCCGACCUGGUCGAAAUCACCAAUGCCCUCGCCCAAGGCUCCCGUGACACCCUCUACCUCUCAGCCUUCGUCCCCGCGCAAAACCUCGGCGCGCUCGACCAUUAGCGGGUCAGAGUCAGUCCCCAACACCAUGUCUGGAGACAGCGAUGUACGACCAACCCGCAGCCAUGCAGCAGCGCCCACGACUUUGACAAAUCUGACCGAAGAAGAUGCCGGUGCGGAGGUGGAUGUGCCGCGUCGGCCAAUCUUUGUUCGACAACUGACUUUACACGAACAGGAGGUGCAUCGCCACGAUAGCACAUCUGAUGAAGCCCCUGCCGAGCGCUGGAACUAUAGCAUCAACGACGACCGAGGCGAUGACCCCGACAUGGAGGACGAGGACGAUGAUCUUGUUGUGCUGCGCCACCUAUCUGCACGAGACUCAUCCCAGGCGUGACCCGCGCUGUCAGCGUGGAGUCCUCAAGCUAGAUCAUGCCUACUCUGCUUGAGCACACCUCGCAUUUCCUUUUCAUCGUAGUUGAACUGUCAAGUCAAUUUAUCUUAGUAUCAUG
Molecule: messenger RNA, 1201 nt
Organism: Monosiga brevicollis MX1
Lineage: Eukaryota; Choanoflagellata; Craspedida; Salpingoecidae
Exons: 7
Coding region: 1-1086 (361 amino acids)
Source: RefSeq, a predicted model, not a curated record